Molecule: messenger RNA, 302 nt
Organism: Dentiscutata heterogama
Lineage: Eukaryota; Fungi; Glomeromycota; Glomeromycetes; Diversisporales; Gigasporaceae
Source: the annotation of a GenBank genome assembly
AUAGUCCCGUUAAUAUGGAUCUAUAUGAUUCUGGUUAUUUUCCAAGGAUACUACUGUUUAUUUUAUAUGGUCUAUAUGAUGCCAUGUAUCAGGCAGUUCAAUCUGCAGGCGGUGCGAUAUCCUGGAGAAUUGAUGCUGUUGGAACUUCCUAUCUUAUCCAACUUAUUAUUUGUUGGGCUUUGCUAGCAAUCUCAAUUCCUUUUGCUUUUCCCGUAGUAUUAAAUUUAAAGGAAACUAAUUAUGAUUCUAAAAAUAUCGAUGAGAAAGUUGUGACGACAAAUAAAUCGGAAAUUCCCGCAUGA